AUGUUCACCUUGAUUUUACUAUUCUUGCUUCUGAACACUCCACUUCUUGUGGCUGAUUUUAUUCAUCCCAGGUGUUUUUGGAGAAUGAAGCAGAAUGAAGACAAGGAUGGAAACCUGGGAAGAGGAUGUACCUUUAUGAUUGAUGCAGUACGAUGGCCUGUGGAGAAAGAGUAUUUCAGUCACAUUUUGAAUAUAAAAACACAUACUGUAAACCUCAAGUACGCUCUGGCUUUGGCUUUUUCCAUAUGUGAAAUCAACAGGAACGCUGAUCUUUUGCCAAAUAUGUCUCUACUAUUCAAAUUCUCAGCAUACAGUUGUGAUUGGGAAUCACAAUUAAAUAAUCUCAUUCAUUUGGGUUUAAAAAAUCGUGAUAUUCUCCCUAAUUAUAUGUGUAAAAAAUUUACCAAAUGUGUAAUGGCACUUACAAGACUGAAUUGGGCAACAACUGUGAAACUUCAUACAAUCCUAAACAACUUCAUAUCUCAGCAGUUCCUUCAGGUUACUUAUGGACCCUUUCAUCCUGUCUUGAGUGAUAAUGAAAAAUUUCCUCAUCUAUAUCAGAUGUCCUCUGAUGAUAGAUCUCUAGCCCUUGCUCUGGUCUCCUUCAUAAUUCAUUUCAGUUGGAACUGGGUAGGGUUGGCCAUCUCAGACAAUGAUCAAGGUAUCCAAUUUCUCUCUUAUUUGGGAGAAGAGAUGGAAAAAAGUACAGUCUGCUUUGCCUUUAUCAACAUGAUUCCAGUCAGCAUGAAUUUAUAUAUGUCAAGAGCUGAAGUGUAUUACAACCAAAUCAUGACAUCAUCCACAAAUGUUGUCAUCAUUUAUGGUGACACAGACAGUACUUUAGCUGUGAGCUUUAGAAUGUGGGAAUCUCGAGGCAUACAGAGAAUAUGGGUUACCACCUCACAGUGGGAUGUCACUCCUAUUAAGAAAGACUUCACAUUUGGUAACGAUUAUGGGACUUUUGCUUUUGGACACCACCAUAGUGAGAUUUCUGGUUUUAAAAAUUUUGUCCAGACAUUGAACUCUUUCAUAUUUUCAGAUGAGUAUCUGGUAAAGCAGGAAUGGAUGCACUUUAACUGUGAAGUCUCAGCAUCUAAAUGUCAGACACUGAAGAACUGCUUGUCCAAUCACUCAUUAGAAUGGUUAAUGGCACAUACUUUUGACAUGGCCUUUAUUGAAGGGAGUUAUGACAUAUACAAUGCUGUGUAUGCUUUUGCCCAUGCACUCCAUGAGGUGACUUUUCAAAAGUUUGAUAAUCUGCCAGUGGACAAUGGCAAAGAAAACAAUUACAGCUGCAAGAAGUUGUAUGCGUCUCUGAGAAGAACCCAGUUCAUUAAUCCUGUUGGGGACAGAGUGAAUAUAAACCAAAGAGACCAACUUCAGGACGAGUAUGACAUUUUCCACAGUUGGAAUUUCCCUCAGGGCCUUGAAUUUAAAGUUAGAAUUGGAAUAUUUAGUCCCUAUUUUCCAAAUGGUCAACAGGUACAUUUAUCUGAAGAGUUGAUAGAGUGGGCAAAAGGAAGUACACAGGUAAGUUCAGCCUAA
This is a messenger RNA of Grammomys surdaster, 1545 nucleotides long. Its product is annotated as vomeronasal type-2 receptor 116-like. Gene Ontology annotation, cellular component: membrane. Gene Ontology annotation, molecular function: G protein-coupled receptor activity. NCBI's taxonomy places the organism in Eukaryota, Metazoa, Chordata, Mammalia, Rodentia, Muridae. The record is from RefSeq and is a predicted model, not a curated record. Gene Ontology annotation, biological process: G protein-coupled receptor signaling pathway. The transcript is spliced from 4 exons. The coding region runs from base 1 to 1545 and encodes 514 amino acids.